Melospiza georgiana is the source of this 4706-nucleotide messenger RNA. Its product is annotated as KIAA0825 ortholog. The coding region runs from base 86 to 3955 and encodes 1289 amino acids. Lineage: Eukaryota; Metazoa; Chordata; Aves; Passeriformes; Passerellidae. The transcript has 20 exons. The record is from RefSeq and is a predicted model, not a curated record.
CGUUCCGGGACGUUGUUACUGACGCUCCGCGGUCGCCGGGGCCGCCGGCGCGGAGCCGCGGGGGGAUCCCGGCCGGAUUCUAAAAAUGGAAUGGGGAGGAGAGUAUUCUUUUGAUUCUUCCAAUUUAGACUGUUUGUUAGAUGUCCUCCCUGGAGAAUUGGAAUUUAGACAAAUCCUUAGUGAUCUUGAUGAAAAAAUAAAGAAGAACUCCUCCAGCAUAGAAAAGUGUCUCAAGGACCUGCAAUUGGACAUAAAUGAAAUCUAUGCUGACGAAGUACUACAAAGCACAACUGACUGCAUUCAGUGGCUAAAUAACUGCAAUUUUAGUUCUCUGAGACCUUCUUCUACAGACCAUGGAGAGCUGCUGGAGUUCCUUAAGACCUUGCAAAACUUGUUGAAGAAUGAGAAAAAUCAAGAAGAAAUGGUACUUCACUUCCUUCUGGAUCUGUCUAGUCAGUGUGGUGUCUCAUUUCCCUGUACUGCAAGUGGGACGUCUUUUGAGAUAACAUCCUCGCUUCAUACAAUUCAGGAUGAUUCAGCUGUGGAUGUGAAAUCUCUUUGGGACGAUGUGAGAUUGCAUCUUCGACAAUUUUUAGUAAAUAGACUGCAAAGUCAAGAAGAAACAAACUCUAAUGCUUCUCAACAACAAAUGGAGUUUAAAACUCAGUGUGUGCAGCAGCUUUUGUUUCUUUAUCCCAAAUCAGAAGUCUUAAUGAGGUAUCAAAAUAUGCAGAAUAAACUGGUUAGUGAUCUUCUACAAAACUGUAUUUUGUCUAGUUGUGGUGAAACAAAUUUUGAUAAAGUGGUUCAUGGUUACCAAAGUUCCAUACCCAGAUUAUGCACAAUGAUAAAAGAGGAUUUGUAUAUAUUAAGUGGGACAAUUGGUCCAUCUUCGUCAUUAAAGUUUAUUAAUGAAACUUACCUGGAUACCAUCACUGAAGAAAUGACAGUUCUUCUUGAAAGACUUUGUGAACUGCAGUUCAAAGAAAAUGCUCUACACAUAGUUAAAGCAAACAAGAUUUCAAAGAAGCAUGGAGGAAGAGUUCACGCUGUGGCCUCCCAGGAAUACCACAGGAAAGGACGGAACUUCUGCUUAACCUUAUAUCAACUCAAAUGUCUUUCUCAACUUAUCAAACUCUUCUUAUUAAUGGAGGAAAAAAUUGAAGAGCUCUCUACAGAAUUUCUGCUGCUGCCUUCAUUUACAGAGAGGAAUAAGAAUGUUCAAGGAGUUCUGAAGAGAGCUAGUGGGGAGCUUUUAAUAGGAGAAACUAGAGCAAAUGAAACCAGCGUGCUUCCUGAGCAGUUACUUCAGGUAGAAGAGCCUAUUUUACUGAGUUUUGGCUGGAGAAAUGCAUUUAAAGACCUGUCUUCUUCUGUGGCUCACUGUAUAACAAUAGCAAUUGAGGAUUUUUCAUCUAAAAUUCUUCAACAUGAGCAGAAAGAAGAGUUUUCAGCUGCAGGCUGUGCAAUGAGUCUUGUAAACAACCAGCAAAUGAGGGAGUCCUGCAGAGCAGUCCAACAGGAGGAGCAACCAAAACGAAUUGCUAAGUUUUGUUCUGACAUCAUGGAAGAACUCGACACAUUGCUUCCAUUGGCUCUGGCCUGCAGAGAUGAUUCUCUACAGGAAAUUAGAGCAAACUUUGUAGAGGCCUGCAGCAAAGUGGCAACAGCUGUUCUGGCAAGACUAGAGGAGAAAAGCAAAGAUGUUCCCUUGAAGGCUCCCCUGCAAGACUUGUACGCUGCCCUUUCCACGGCGAUAUACGUCUUUCAGCAUUUUACAAUGUACAGCAAUUUAAUGAGAGAAACAAGCAAAAAACCCCUGUUCCUAGUGCCUAUCCAAAAAUGCCAGGAAUUUAUCAACACGCUCCAGUUUCAAAUUACGAACUACUGCAUCAGAGUUUGUGCUACGAGCAUUUUACAAGAUGCUGAGAGCCACUGCUGGGAUGACUACAAAGCUUUUUACGAGGGGGAAAGAUGCUCAUUCUCUGUCCAGAUGUGGCAUUACUUCUGCUGUGCUCUUCAUCAUGAUCUAUGGACUAUUCUACCUCCAAAGACAGCCCAGGAGAUUCUUACAGAUGUAUUAGAGCGAUCUUUGGAUAUUCUAUGCUCCAGAUAUUGUCAGGUGUGUCCCAGCUACAAAAGAACACCACAAAUCAGAGUUGAUAUUGCAGCUAUUUUAAUGUCCACUGAAGAUAUGCUCUGGUCAAUUUGUAGUUCUGUACAGGAGUUUCUGAAUCCACACAAAGACAGAAAUCUCAAGAUCUAUAAAAUACAUAGCCACUGCAAUAGUCUGAUCUCUGUGCUGGCUAUUUUAACUUCACCGUUGAAGAAUUUGUAUGAGACAUUUCUGGGUAAUUCUGAUGAACAUCUUCCUCAAGAUUUUUCGAAAGUCUUUUAUCAUCCAUUACACUGGUUAUUUUGCAUACCGUCAUCCUGUUUUUACUUUCAAAAGACUCCGUCAGCCAGAGAAAUGGCAUCCCAAGGUCUGCUGAAGCUGCUCUUAUCCCAGCCAUACUGUAAUUUGAACUUGCUUUUGGAAACAUUGCUACACCAUGAUUGUUUCUUAGUGAAAAUUUUGUUGAGAAGCUCAAGUAAUCAAGCAUUAAAUUGGGGUGAACAGAGUUCUCUCUUGGAACAGGAAAAUAACAAAGAGCCUACUCUGAUUGAAACAAUCUUCACAGUAUUGUCUUACUGCACUUUAUCACCCAAAUCUCUUGGCAUUGCUUUUGAGUCCUACAUGGAAAAAGAGCUGCUGUGGAACUGCUUAUACAAUAUGACAGUUUCCAGUUGUGGUGAGUCGGAGCCUGAAGUUGUCAGAUGCUUGAAGUUGACUUUGAUUAAUUCAGUGAAGGGUAUAGUGAAACAAAUAAUUUCUUUGAUGCAUUCAUGGGAGGCAACAGAAAACUAUGGAACAUACCAGCACAAGCAAAUAGUUCCUGAAGGUUUACUGAAAACUGUUCCAAAGGAAUGGAAUUACACUCCUCGGGAAAUGAAGAGAAAAGAAUCUGGCAAAUGCUUCACAAGGCUUGCAGCUCAAGCAGUAUCUAUUGUAAUCAGCAAGUUACCUACAGUGAUUGCAUGUUUGCCUCCCCCAGUUAAAUACUUCUUUUUUCUGGCUGAGAGAAAAAUGUCAAGAAACUUUGCUGAAUUGAAGAAAGCUGGUCUGCUUGUCUGGAACUUGAUUGUAAUUAUAUGUCGGAUAUUUGAGGAUGGAAAUACUGCAGAAUUUUUAACAGGUGCAACACUUGACAGAUGGAGCAAAGAAAAACUCAGUUUAGUUCGUGUGUGCUUAGAAAGUAUUAUGGGAAAACAGAAAAGUGGUCCUAAGCAAGUGACCCAGAAGAUUAUACAAAGCAUUGAGCAACAAAGACCAAACUGGAUUGAGAACCAGUUGCUGAAGGCAAGAAAAUUGAGCAUAGACUGUGCCUCAGUCACAGUUAAAGGUGCAACAUUAGAGGAAGGAGGUAUUGCACUUGGAUUGUCUGAGCAUAAUAUAAACAUGAUGGUCCUGGAUAUCUGCCACAAACCAGGUGGUAGUGAGUACCUGAGGCAAAUUUAUCACAUCAUCCGGCUCAAUGAGGAAUAUUUGAAAGAGCAGCUGUCUUGUGAGAAUUCUUCUGAAGAUGGUGUUACCUCGAGUCAAUAUCUGCCUUUGACACUGAAGGGCAGAGAAGAGCAGCCUGUCUUCAACCCUUUCCAGGUGUACAGACAAUCUUAUGCAAAAGUAUUCAAUCAGUCAGCCAUUACUGAAUGGAACUGGGAUUGGUCAAGCUUGCUGCCAGGUCACUUGGGACUGAAUCAGAUGGCCUUCAAGGUGCUGCUGUCACACAGGUGGGAGAUGAAAGAAGAUGCAGAUCUUGAAGAUGAGGAGCACAUUAUGGUAGAACACUUAAGAAAUGUUUAUUUGACACAGAGGACUCCUGUCUCAGAGGACAAAGAAGAACAAUUACCUUGACAGGUGUCGGGUAGCACCUUUUUUCUGUAUUCAACAGGAUUAAGUUAAUGUCAUAACUCACAGCAUUAGAAAGCUCAGAAAUAUGUAUCUUGAGUAAAAAGUUUUAAAUUAGAGAGUGUUCCCUUGUUGUUGUCUGGUCACCCUAUCCAGAAAGCAAUUGUUCACAUAUGCAUAAGGUGAGGAACAGUACAGGAAAAUGUCAGUGUCACAAACAAGGAGGUUGUAUCUCAGUACUGCAGAGGCAAAAACCUGAAUGACAAACUAAGAAUUGUUUCAAAAAUACAAGCUUCACUCUGAAAAUAAUGCAAUUUAGGACACAAGCUAAGCAAAUGUUUCUGGUUUCCAUUCACCACUUUGUAGUUGGAGUCAGCCUGCCUUCAGUUUGUGUAACUCAAGGACCUUUUCCUUCCUUUGAUGCUUGUUUAUUACAUCACAAAAUACACGAAAGGGAAAGGUAUAGACUAUAUAGCUACAGUCCUUUUUGAGUUGCUCCAGGAUGAGUAUGCUUGGCCAUUGUUCCAAAUCAAAAAUGCAUCAGCAUUACUGCAUUCACAAAUACUUAACAUCCAGUGUAUUUUAUGGCUUAAAAAACACUGGAUUUCUCAUAAUAGAGAAAUUUUAGAAGUUUUGAGAAGCAUAUUUUUAUUUAAAAUAAUUAUUUGCAUGCAGUGCUCACAGGAUUAUCUUAAAAGUGAAUUGAGAAAAUAAUAAAUAAUUAAAAAAAUAAAUAAAGUAAAAUUUCAUAUUCAAA